GGGAACGCACCGGGGAUGAACCGGGGAUGCACCGGGCGGCUCCGGCAGGGCAGGGGACACGCGUGGCCGGUGUCCCGAGGACUCUCGCCGCUACCGGGGGCGCUUUUCCCCGCGGGAUCCAUCCCUGGCUGUGCUCGGCGGGAUGCAGGAGUGGGGGCGGAGCCGCCGCUCGGUACCGGGAAGAGUCACCGGGAGCGGGGUACCGGGGGCGAAGCGGGCGGUCCGCUUUUCCGCCGAGAAAACGGAAGCGGAGGUGGGAAAAAAAAAAAAUUAAAAAAAAAAAAAAAAGCAAGCUCGGUUUGCCGUCCCGCCCUCGCCCCGCCUCUGGCGCACCGCCGCCGGUUAUAUAACCCGGCCGCGCCGGUCCCGCCCGCACCCCGCCGGCCGCUCGCACCGGGCGCCAUGUUCGCCGUGAAGCCGAAAGCUUUCAUCGGCUUCAACCUCUACUGCGGCGGCUCCCCGGCGCUGAGCCCCGCGGGGCCGGGGCCGGUGCCGGGGCCGGUGCCGGGGCCGCUCCCGGGGCCGCUCCCGGGGCCGGGGCCGCUGCCGGGCCCCGCCGCCGCCGCCGCCGCCGCGGAGCCGCCCCGGGAGCGCCGCGCGGCCGCCGCCGGCCCCCCCCGCGCGCUGAUUGGCUGCGGCGCGGCGCCGCGCGCGCUGAUUGGCUGCGGCGCGACUCUAUGGCGCCCCGAGGAGGAGCUGGACGGAUGCGAGCCCGAGCCCGAGCGCGGCCCCGAGCCCGGGCCCGCGAGCCCGGACGGGCUCCGGCAGGACUCGCUGGAGCUCAUCAGCCGCUACCUACGGGAGGUGGCGGGGGAGGAGCAGCCCAGCGCUAAGAAGCUUUUUCCGGGUGUCCUGGGCGGGCCCGGGCGGCCCGGAGCGGCGGGGGAUGCGGUGAUGGAGAAGGCGCUGGAGACGCUGCGGAGGGUCGGGGACGGCGUGAUGAGGAAACACGAGCUCGCUUUUCGAGGGAUGCUGCGCAAGCUGCGCAUCCGGCGCGAGGAGGACCUGCGCGCCGUGGUGGAGGUGGCCGCCCACCUCUUCAGCGACGGGGUCACCAACUGGGGCCGCGUGGUGACCCUCAUCUCCUUCGGGGCCUUCGUGGCCAAGCACCUGAAGAGCAUCCGGCAGGAGCGCGGCAUCGCCUGCCUGGCCACCAUCAUCACCGACAGCCUCGUGUCCUCCAGGAGAGAGUGGCUGGAGAGCCAGGGGGGCUGGGGCGGCUUCGUGGAUUUUUUCCGCCUGGAGGACCUGGAGGGCGGCGCCCGGAACCUUCUGCUGGCCUUGGCGGGCCUGGCCGGCCUGGGCACCGGCCUGGCCUGCCUGCUCCGGUGAGGCGCACCUGCCAGGACCUGCCGGGACCUGCAGAGCUGCCAGGACCUGCCACAGACCUGCCAGGACCUGCCGGGACCUGCCGGGACCUGCCACAGAGCUGCCAGGACCUGCCGGGACCUGCGGAGCUGCCACAGAGCUGCCAGGACCUGCCGGGACCUGCCAGGACCUGCGGAGCUGCCGGGACCUGCGGAGCUGUCAGGACCUGCCGGGACCUGCCACAGAGCUGCCAGGACCUGCCACAGAGCUGCCAGGACCUGCCGGGACCUGCCAGGACCUGCGGAGCUGCCGGGAGCUGCCACAGAGCUGCCAGGACCUGCCGGGACCUGCCACAGAGCUGCCAGGACCUGCCGGGAGCUGCCGGGAGCUGCCGGGACCUGCGGAGCUGCCCAGGACCUGCACCAACAGAGCUGCCAGGACCUACCGAACUCCCAGCACAGCUGCCAGGACCCGCAGAGCUCCCAGCAGAGCUGCCAGGACCUGCAGAACUUCCAGGACCAGGACCCGCAGAGCUGCCAGGACCUGCCAGGAGCUGCACUUUUGAGAGGACUGACUCCCAGCAGAGCUGCCAGGACCUGCCGGGACGCUCAGAGUUCCCGCAGAGCUGCCAGGACCUGCCCGGAGCCCUUUGGGCAGAAUUUCCGUUUCCCUCCCGGUUUUUUUCUUUUUCUUUCUUUUUUUUUUCUUUAUAUUUUCUUUUAUUAAGAAUUUUUUUCUUUUUUGUUUCU
Molecule: messenger RNA, 2057 nt
Organism: Lonchura striata (white-rumped munia)
Lineage: Eukaryota; Metazoa; Chordata; Aves; Passeriformes; Estrildidae
Product: MCL1 apoptosis regulator, BCL2 family member
Biological process (GO): mitochondrial fusion; intrinsic apoptotic signaling pathway in response to DNA damage; release of cytochrome c from mitochondria
Cellular component (GO): mitochondrial outer membrane
Molecular function (GO): channel activity; BH domain binding
Source: RefSeq, a predicted model, not a curated record